AGCUUUUGGGAGGGAGGGCAUCCUUGUUCCAGGGAGGCAGUCUGCAGGUCAUUGCCAUCGCUGUAGGGGUGUUCUAAAGAUGAAGUCUCAUUAUCUUCUGCUGUUUUUAUUCUUUUCCUGCACGUUUUCCAGCAAAGCGGAGAAGGACGACUCCUUCACGUUCAGCCACACACCUACUGAAAUGAGAUCCAGGUUCGCCAUGCUGGACGACGUCAGAAUCUUAGCCAACGGCCUGCUGCAGUUGGGGCACGGCCUCAAAGACUUUGUUCACAAGACCAAGGGCCAGAUCAACGAGAUCUUCAACAAGCUCAACAUCUUCGACAGGUCCUUCAACAACCUCUCCCUCCAGACCAACGAAAUCAAAGAGGAGGAAGAACAGCUCAAGAGAACCACUACGAUCCUGCAGGCCAACAACCAAGAGAUCAAAAACAUGUCGCUGCAAAUAUACUCCAAAAUAAACGAGAUCCUGAACGACCGCAGCCAUCUGGAAACCAAGCUGGGAGGACUGGAGGAAAGACUGAACGGGCUCACCCACAGCCUGCCUCAAGCAUCCGAGCUGAAAGAGGUGUCGUCUCUCAAGAAUGUCAUUGAUAGCCAAGACAAAAAUAUCCAAGACCUUCUCAAAGUUGUAGGUGAACAACACAACCAGCUGAACCAUCAGAAGAACCAAAUCAAAGACCUGGAAGAAAAGCUCAGCUACGGUGUCUUCUACGAGAAUGCAGAAAAGUCAUUUUCCUCCAAGCACGGGGACGAGCCCAGAACAAUGCAAUACCUGCCAAACAACGCAACAAAUCGAACCUCAGAAAACACUGGCCUCCCUGCAGACUGCAGCGACAUUUACAACAGCGGAGUAAAGACCAGUGGCAUUUAUCCAAUCCAGCCGCAUCAGUCAGAGCCAUUCAACGUGUACUGCGAAAUGACAGAAGAGGCUGGCUGGACAGUUAUCCAGCACAGAACAGACGGAUCGGUGGACUUCGACCAGCCCUGGGAGAAAUAUGAACAUGGAUUUGGAGCUCUUGAAAGAGAAUUCUGGCUAGGCUUGGAGAAGAUCUAUUCAAUCUCCCAGCGAGGGCCCUCCAUUCUCCACAUUGACCUGGCAGACUGGAGGAAAGAGCAGCGCUUCAUGGAGUACACGUUCACUCUGGAAGGCAGGGAGCAGGACUACACUCUCCACCUGAGCCAGGUCAAGGGUGAGCUCCCCGACUCAAUGAGCAACCACAACGGGAUGAGGUUCUCCACCAGGGACAGAGACAACGACAACAAGGAGGAUUCCAACUGCGCCGAGGACUACUCAGGUGGAUGGUGGUUUAAUGCGUGCGGAGACACCAACCUGAACGGCAGGUACAUCCCUAUGCGCUCCAAGGGGCGCUUAGACAGGAGGAGAGGGAUCUAUUGGAAGCCGGGCAAAGGAAGCUCCUACCCUCUUGUAUCCACUAAAAUCAAAAUACGCCCCAAACAGCUGGAAAGCUUUGACUAGGAGUUGUGCCUCUGUGUUUCUUUGCUGCAUUGAAAAUGAUUUCCGAGUUUGCCAGUUUGCACGAGCAAGCAGUUAAAUAGAUCCGUCAUUAACGAACACUGUGGGUGUUGGGAUAGCAGAGGCUCUGCCUAACACUGCAAACCUUAACAUCCUAAACAUCAGGCCUCUGCAAAAUGAAAGCAACGAUGCCUGAAAGCGCAAAUCGAAGAUCUUUUCUUUUGUAAUUUAUGUUUGAAAUAAUAUUUUGUUUUACAUUUUACUGUAAUGAAUAUCACACACUAUGCAUGUACAAUUACUCACAGUAAUGUGUUUUGUACAAGAGAACUGACUGUUCCUUUUUUAGGUAUUUUUAGAAACAGAUAUAGGCAUAGUAUAUAAAAAGCAUUGAUGUAACCUGAACUACAUUUCAUUUAUCAAACAGUAUCUAUGCAACCAAA
Polyodon spathula (Mississippi paddlefish) is the source of this 1914-nucleotide messenger RNA. RefSeq names its product angiopoietin-related protein 3-like. Bases 80 to 1477 code for a protein of 465 amino acids. Gene Ontology annotation, biological process: triglyceride homeostasis; cholesterol homeostasis; phospholipid homeostasis. The transcript is spliced from 7 exons. Lineage: Eukaryota; Metazoa; Chordata; Actinopteri; Acipenseriformes; Polyodontidae. The record is from RefSeq and is a predicted model, not a curated record.